AUGUUUCGCCCAAUUGUAUUCCUCAGCCUGCUGGUUGUUUCGAUGACCUAUAAUAUUAAGCCGCUGAUCAAAGAUGGUUUGCCAGGUUUUACGGAUAUUACAACAGCACCUUUCCUAAAGAUUGGAGAAGGCUAUUAUUAUAUUGAGACUCAGUUGGAAAAGAAUUGGUACGAUGCCUAUGAAACUUGCCGUUUGAUUGGCGCGGAGCUUAUUGCAUUUGAUUCAAUUAAAGAAUGGGAGUUGGUAAAUCAAUAUCUCAGAGAUAUGAAAAUUGCGAAUCAACCUUACUGGACCUCUGGGACGGACUUAGCCAAUCAAGGAAAACAUCUUUGGUUCUCAAAUGGUCUUAGUAAUAUCUUUAAUGAGAUUUGGUAUCCAGGUGAACCCAAUAAUGAAGGAGGUAAUGAGCACUGUGAUGAAUUCCCCUUCCACCUAGGUAAUGACACAUCUGGCAGAACCGGAUUAAAUGAUAAAAAUUGCUAUGAAAAGAGAAGAUAUAUUUGUGAGGCGCCUCAGCCCAAAACCGCUUCAUUUAUAAUAUGGUAAAUAAUCAUAUAUAAUAACAACAAA
Messenger RNA from Drosophila willistoni, 570 nucleotides. Its product is annotated as C-type lectin 37Da-like. Gene Ontology annotation, molecular function: carbohydrate binding. NCBI's taxonomy places the organism in Eukaryota, Metazoa, Arthropoda, Insecta, Diptera, Drosophilidae. Gene Ontology annotation, biological process: biological process involved in interspecies interaction between organisms. The record is from RefSeq and is a predicted model, not a curated record. Bases 1 to 546 code for a protein of 181 amino acids. Gene Ontology annotation, cellular component: external side of plasma membrane. The transcript has 2 exons.